GACUUCUACCAGGCCAAGGCCAUGGCAGAGAUCCUGCGUUACUUCAACUGGACAUACGUGUCGACCGUAGCCUCAGAAGGCGACUAUGGCGAAACCGGCAUAGACGCCUUUCAGCAAGAGGCUCGGGCCCGCCAGAUUUGCAUUGCCACUUCAGCCAAGGUGAGCCGGUCCAUGAGCCGCUGGAGUUAUGAGAAUGUAAUCCGCUCCCUUCAGCAAAAGUCCAACGCUAAGGUGGUCAUCCUGUUCACGCGCAGUGAAGAUGCCCGGGAGCUGCUGGUGGCGGCCAACCGCAUGAACGUCUCCUUCACCUGGGUGGCCAGUGAUGGCUGGGGGGCACAGGAGAGCGUGGUGAGGGGAAGCGAAGCUGUGGCAGACGGGGCCUUCACUAUCGAACUGGCCUCCUAUCAGAUCCCUCACUUCAAUGAUUACUUCACUGCUCUGCAUCCGUACAACAACACCAGGGACCCCUGGUUCAGGGAAUUUUGGGAGAACCAGUUCCAGUGCAGCCUCCAUGACCUGGGCUGUGGGAAACACUCUUUGCGUGAAGUUCCAUUUCAGCCAGAAUCAAAGAUCAUGUUUGUAAUGAAUGCUGUUUAUGCGAUGGCUACUGCCUUACACAACAUGAGGCAAGCUUUGUGCCCCAACUCCACCAAAGUGUGUGACGCUCUUAAACCUGGCAAUGGCCGCAAGUUUUACAGGGAUUACAUCCUUAAAGUCAAGUUUGAUGCACCGUUUCGACCCCCUGACACAGAGAAUGUAGUUCGUUUUGAUGUCUUUGGAGACAGCGUUGGCCGCUACAACAUUUUCCACUACCACAAAGAAGGUGGACGAUAUGUCUACCGCAGUGUUGGCUACUGGGCUCAGAGCCUGACGCUGAACACCAGCCUGAUCCCCUGGGCUGGCCAAGUUGUGCCUACCUCCCAGUGUAGUGACCCCUGCAGAAAAAACGAGGUGAAAAGUAUGCAGCCAGGAGAUGUUUGCUGCUGGAUUUGUAUCCCAUGCCAGCCCUACCAGUACUUGCAGGAUGAGUUCACCUGUGCUGACUGCAGCUUUGGGCAAUGGCCUCUGGCUAAUCUUACAGGCUGUUACAACCUGCCUGAGGAGUACAUACGUUGGGAAGAUGCCUGGGCCAUUGGACCUGUCACCAUUUCCUGUUUGGGGAUGAUGAGUACACUGUUCAUCAUCGGCCUCUUCCUUAAACACAACGAGACACCUGUGGUAAAGGCCAGUGGACGUGAGCUCUCCUACAUUCUUCUGCUGGGAGUGUUGAUGUGUUACAGCAUGACAUUUAUCUACAUUGCCAAGCCUUCCACUGCCGUGUGUACACUGCGCCGGUUAGGCUUAGGCACCUCGUUUGCUGUUUGCUACUCAGCCCUCCUGACCAAGACCAACCGUAUAGCUCGGAUUUUCAGUGGUGUGAAGGAUGGAGCCCAGAGGCCUCGGUUUAUCAGUCCAGCCUCCCAGGUUGCCAUCUGUGGUGCUCUGAUCUCUUGCCAGCUUGUAGUGGUGGUGGUCUGGUUGUUGGUCGAGGCUCCGGGCGUGAGAAAAGAAGUGAGUCCGGAGAAGCGAGACGUGGUCACCCUCAAGUGCAACAGCAAGGACUCCAGCAUGCUCAUGUCUCUCACCUACAACUGCAUACUCAUUAUCCUUUGCACAGUCUACGCCUUUAAGACCCGCAAAUGCCCGGAGAACUUCAACGAGGCCAAGUUCAUCGGGUUUACGAUGUACACCACCUGCAUCAUCUGGCUGGCUUUCCAACCCAUUUUCUACGUUACCGCCAGUGACUACAGGGUGCAGACCACCACCAUGUGCAUCUCUGUAAGUCUGAGUGGCUCAGUGGUGCUGGGGUGCCUCUUCGCUCCAAAAAUCCACAUCAUUCUGUUUCAGCCACAGAAGAAUGUCUGCACCCUCAGAGUGGCCACCACCCGCUUCAGCGUCAACACUGGCCCAGCCUCCAGUUUUUCUCAAGCGUCAGCCUCCAACGUUGUUCCAACAGUUUGUAACGGGCGAGAGGUGGUGGACUCCACAACAUCCUCCUUGUGAAGGAUCAGCUGAACCGAUGUAAACAGAGUAAUAUUAUCACUAGUCCUUAAUCAGGUGUCUCAGAUAAGAAGGAGGUCACCCAGAUGAUCAUCCUGACUUUGUUGUUCUCAGAGUGCUGUGAGUACAAUGUCCCAAUUGCGUUAUUUUGGUCUUUGACUCGUAGCAUUUUUAAACGAGAUGCCGAUAAAGUCGAAUAUAACCCUUGUUUUUUUUUUUAUUCUACUUGCAACAAUUGAGUAAAUUAUGGUAAAUCUGUUCAGUGUAAUAUAAUAUACAAGACGUUUUUAUUGUAGAUUCUUGGUGAACCAGUUUGUGCUUUCUUGUAAUUUAUGUAAAUAAAAUGUGUUUUUUAUAAGUAUUGAAAUUA
Messenger RNA from Austrofundulus limnaeus, 2410 nucleotides. RefSeq names its product glutamate receptor, metabotropic 2a (gene grm2a). The record is from RefSeq and is a predicted model, not a curated record. Gene Ontology annotation, molecular function: G protein-coupled receptor activity. Gene Ontology annotation, cellular component: membrane. NCBI's taxonomy places the organism in Eukaryota, Metazoa, Chordata, Actinopteri, Cyprinodontiformes, Rivulidae. Gene Ontology annotation, biological process: G protein-coupled receptor signaling pathway.